CUUUCCCAAGGCCGAUCUGCGGUCUGGCUAAACCAACGGCUAACUAAAGUCUGCUCUGGUGUGCCACACGCAUACCCUAUUACUACUACGCCUACUACAAGUCCUCUCUGCUGUGCUUCUCUGUACUCCACUGUACUGUCUUCUACCGUGCCAUGCCGAAUGGGACAACACGCAAGCACAAAUAUCUACCUCCACUACACUACACACUUCAUACCGUGUGCGUGUGCGUGUGCGUGUGCCCGAUUGUUUCUUAUUUCUCCCCCAUAAUAUAACUAGAAAAAGGAUCAAUCAUAUCGACCUCCGACAUCCUGAUCCUCUAAUACUCCACCCAGGGAGAGCUUCCUCCUCUCAUGCCUGGUAAUAUGAGCCACAAAGCCUGCACACAAACAACACAUCCACGCACUAUUGAAAUCUGCAACUUGCUGUCGCCAGCCGUCCCAUCCGAUACUUGGAUGGACCUUCCUAUCUGAAGCCCACCAGCCCUGUAUCUGAUCCGACUGCAAGAAACCUUCAACCGACAGACAUCUAUCAUCUCAUAGACUUCACCUUUAAUCCUCGGGCCUCGUGAUUCUUACUUGCGCCCGUCGACCAUCCGAACCACGCUUGAUGCAUACGAUACGCCACAGGAGCCUGCUCGACAGCGCUGAGGAAAAGAGGCCGUCCUCAGCCCGACAAUCACCCGCCUACCAACUCAAAAUACAAUAACCCUAUGCCAGGGUCGCUCCAUUCUCGCCUGUCGAUGGUGGUGGGCAACGAAGGCGAGGCCGGAGACGCCAUGGCGGGGGAGCCCAUCGAACGCGCCAGUCUGUGCCUGCCCGAUAUCACACGAGGGGUCGUGAGCCACCAGGGAGAAGAUGGGUUUGGCGGCAUUCUCAAGCAGUAUUAUAAUACCCCCGAGAACGAUGCGCUGGAGAGGCUCGUCCUACUCAAGAAAAGACUCAGAGACGCUAACACCCACGAUUUUUGGACGGCGCUGUUGAGGGAGGUGUGCGAUAUUGGACAUGCGCAGUGCGGCUUUGUUGCGAAGCCGGCAGACCCGGAUCCUUCGAGUGCAGCUGUGGGAAUACCGCUUCUGGGGGACCCGGGGUCGGAUAUCCUGGGGGUGGGGUUCUACCUCAAUAGCGGGGGUGACGUGGACCAGAUGCAUCAUAACUACCGAUACCAUGUGCAGGGCACGUCUUGUAUCCAUAUGCAGAACGACAAGGUGUUCCUCAUUCCGGAACGACUGACCGACUUCGUCAAGGACGGCUGGGACAAGAUGCCGUGGGAGAACGCGGAGGCUUAUCUGGGGAUACCUAUUUCGCAUGGAGGGAGUCCGGUCGCCCACUUCGCGAUGGUAUGGACGGCCGAAGGCGCGGCAAAGCGAAAAUUGAGCUGGGCCUUCCUCGAAAUGUUCAUGCACGGACUCGAAGACAUGAUUCUAGAGCGCCUGCUCGAGGACAAAGGGGCUGCUGAAGAGCCAAAGCGCAAAUUACAAGCUUCUACCCGUAUUGUGCCCAUCGAUGCCAUUACCGCUUCGCAGACCCUGAAACCGUAUGCUCGUAGUCUUUCGCACGAGCUGAGAAGCCCUAUGCAAGGCGUAGUGGGGAUGUUGGAUAUGAUGUACUCUACAGUUGUAGACGCCAUUGCGAGUCAGAUGUAUCCAAAGGCUGCGGCUGUGUUUGAGGAGCUAAAGGCUAAUAUGGAGACCGCCCAAGAUAGCUCCAAACGCGCUGUUGAAGCUGUUGACAAUGUAGUUCACGCAUAUGAUCUCAACAUGCAAAUGCCAGAGACUCCACUAGAUAAUAGUGACUCUGAACUCGCCAACGCUCCAAUAUUCGCUCCUCUGGCUGACCCUUUCCGACCUGACAUCGUUAUUGAGGGUUCUGGGAUACCACUCGUAGCAGCGACGAAUAAACGACAAAGAGACGAUGAAGUGGGCUUCCACCCUGGCCCUCCAAUGAAGAGAUUACCAUCCAUAACGGAGGGAGGCCUGCGUAAAGUAUACGACGACUGUAGCUCACCAACUACGUCUGUUGUCGCAGAAGCCGACGAAACAUCAACAGUAGAUUUAGACACCACAGAGAGACACCACUUCUCCCAAUCACCCUCACCCAGCUUUCCACUCGCCAGCCCUGACGAAAUAAUGCGAACUCCAGCCGUAUCGCCACCACCCCUCUUCAACAAAAACUUAACCUCCGACCGCCGUCAAAUUUCCACUCGAUCAUUCAUACGAAACCUAGUCGACCAGGCCAUAAGAAGCAUGCGUCCCGUCGACAAAGUGCGCGUCCCACACAACAUGGGCGAGCUGAUUUACGUCAAAACCGAAGGACCCCGCGGCGACAUCGACGAAUUAACAAUAAACGUCAUAGUUAGCCCCGAAACCCCCGAGCGCAUCAUAACAAAAGAACUGCACCUCACCUUCGCCGUCAUGAAAGUGGUCGACAACGCCAUCAAAUUCACCCCCAACGGCGAAAUCACAAUCCACAUGCGCCUCUCCCGCAACCGCCAACUCGUCGAGAUAAGCGUCCUCGACACCGGCUGCGGCAUCUCCCAGGAAUCAAAAGAACACCUCUUCAAACCCCACUUCCAGGAGGACGCAACCAUAAGCCGCUCCCGCGACGGUCUCGGCCUCAGCUUAUUCAACGCCAAAGCGCAUGUACGACGAAGCUUACGCGGCGAAAUGACACUAGAGCGCUCAGCCAUCUCAGGACCAAAUAAAGGGUCUGAAUUCCUCAUCCGCUUCCCCCUCGAAGUCCACCGCGAUCGCGCUUCCUCACUCCCACCAAAGACACCCGCACAACUCAUCGCUAGCCCGUCUAUCUCCCCACGCGCCUCCCCGCUACUACAAUCCCUCUCCACGAAUGGAUAUGCGAGCUACCCCUCCCCCGGCCUGCCUACCCGUCUAUUCACCCCGAUCCCUCCACCGGCGCUGGUUACUCGGCCUGCGAUGAAGAAAUCGAGUUUCGAUCGCGACCUCGCGAGUCGGAUCCCGCUUACUUUUCUCGUAGCGGAGGAUAACGCCGUGAACCGCAGUAUUCUAGUUGGGUUCCUCAAGAAGCUCGGGUACGCUGCUGCGUCUAUCUCGAUCGCGUUUGAUGGCGCAGAGGCGGUGGAACAGUAUGCGGCGUCGCUGGCCGAGGGGGGGGUGCAGAUUGAUGCCGUGUUGAUGGAUUUGUGGAUGCCGAAUGUGGAUGGGUAUGAAGCGACGGAGAGGAUUUUGGAGAUGGCUGCUGCAAGGAAGAGGGAGGGGGAUGGCGAGGGGCCGGUGGUGUUCGCCGUCUCGGCGGAUAUCACGAGUGAUAGUCUUGCGCGCGCGAAGGGGGCGGGGAUGAGGGGGUUCGUGAGUAAACCGUAUCGGGUUAUGGAUAUUCAGAAGUUGAUCGUGGAGCAUUUUGGGGAUCGCGAGGCAAGUUGA
Pseudogymnoascus verrucosus is the source of this 3397-nucleotide messenger RNA. RefSeq lists its product as uncharacterized. The transcript has 2 exons. Bases 710 to 3397 code for a protein of 895 amino acids. NCBI's taxonomy places the organism in Eukaryota, Fungi, Ascomycota, Leotiomycetes, Thelebolales, Thelebolaceae. Gene Ontology annotation, biological process: protein autophosphorylation; phosphorelay signal transduction system. The record is from RefSeq and is a predicted model, not a curated record. Gene Ontology annotation, molecular function: phosphorelay sensor kinase activity; histidine phosphotransfer kinase activity.